This is a messenger RNA of Hibiscus syriacus, 1086 nucleotides long. RefSeq names its product enoyl-CoA hydratase 2, peroxisomal-like. The coding region runs from base 60 to 986 and encodes 308 amino acids. The transcript is spliced from 11 exons. Lineage: Eukaryota; Viridiplantae; Streptophyta; Magnoliopsida; Malvales; Malvaceae. Gene Ontology annotation, cellular component: peroxisome. The record is from RefSeq and is a predicted model, not a curated record.
UAAUUGCACCUCGCAACCCAAUCUGUUAGCCAUCAAAUAAUCAUCUUUGAGAAGCUUCCAUGGUGGAUAAUUCUGCUUGCAAUCCGGAGCUCGUUCUUGCUCAUAAGUUCAGCGAGGAAAUAAUUACUUAUACGGAGAGAGAUGUAGCUGUUUAUGCUUUGGGUGUUGGAGCAUGUGGUCGCGACGCCGUUGAUACCGGUGAACUUAAAUAUGUUUACGAUGAAAACGGACAGCAGUUUAUCAAGGUUUUGCCAACAUUUUCUACUUUAUUUUCACUUGGAGUUCUGCCACAAAUUUGUUCUAUGCCUGGCUUACAAUUCGAUAAACGUCUUGUGUUGCAUGGACAACAAUACAUAGAGAUAUACAAGCCACUUCCUGCAAAUGCUACUAUACACAGCAAAGUAACUGUAGCAGGAUUGCAUGAUAAAGGUAAAGCCUCUGUUCUUGAGAUUGAAACCAGAAGUUAUAAGAAAGAGUCCGGUGAACUAUUAAGCUUGAACAGGACAAGUGUUUUCCUACGGGGUGCUGGUGGCUUCUCAGAUCCAUCUAAGCCCUUUACAUACUCGAACUAUCCGGUCAAUCAGACUUCUAUGAAAAUCCCAAAAACUCAACCUUUUGCGGCUUUUGAGGAUUGUACCCAACCAUCUCAGGCAUUAUUGUAUAGGUUAUCUGGUGACUACAAUCCUCUGCAUUCAGAUCCUAUGAUUGGGAAGGCUGCAGGAUUCUCGAGGCCAAUUUUGCAUGGAUUGUGCACCCUUGGGUUUGCGGUACGGGCAAUCAUAAAAUGUAUUUGCAGGGGAGACCCAGACAUGAUCAAAAACAUCUUUGCACGAUUCCUUUUACACGUGUAUCCUGGUGAAGCAUUGAUAACUGAGAUGUGGAUCGAAGACUUCAGGGUCAUUUAUCAGGUAAAGGUGAAAGAAAGGAACCGAGCGGUGCUGUCAGGCUAUGUUCAACUCCACCAUCGAUUAGCAGCUUCACUAUAAAUGAACUUUAUGCAUUACUCAAAUAAACAUAUUUAAAAGUUUCCAAGCUUUGGACGCGUAAGUUUGUUAUUUUAAUUGAAGGGUGAAUUGCUGUGUCCAA